AUGAUAUUUCCAAAUCACGCGUCCCCUACUCGUGGUCGGAUCCUAGCUCUCAUUCCUAGCAUCGGCAGCGGAAACGGGUGCGGCUGCGUCCAGUCCUCUUUCUCGGGUCUAGCUGCAGAACUGCCUCGGUCGACACACACCUUCGCAAAUCUCUCCCCUGCUGCUGUCGACCCUGCCACCAGUCUUAGUCAACAGCGCUCUCGAUACUCGAGCGGAGAGACCCAGGGCCUGCUCCUCGGCAUCUGUGGAUUUGCAAAAGGCAGGGCUGAUCUCCUCGAUUCUAAUUCUGCGGCAAUCUCCCGGCCUAAGAUCUUCACGUUGAUCGGCGAAAGCAAGAGCACAGCGUCUCCACAACCAGGUUGCACAGACGCGGCUCGCACUCGCGCAACCCUACCACCCGCCUGUCUUCUGACAACGAGACCAGCUUCCACAGCCUACGGUUAUCCACUAACUCGUUCACUGGACACCCGGUCACACCCUUUGUCGACUCGGCUCCGUGUGCUCUCACCUUUGCUCCGUAAGCUAUCGUCUGUGGCAAGUCCGGGACUCACACUCAGGUCUCCUCUGCGACGUCAGCUGUCAGCUCUCUCCUCUCACAUCAACCACCGGGCGAUCCAAAGCAACAUGUCGUUCCCAGAACACGAACUCCGCCCUGCGGAGCUAGUGACGGACCAUCUCGAGACCCCUUCUUUGGAUGAUCGGACGUAUCGCGUAAUCCGGCUUCCGAAUCAGCUCGAGGCCCUCUUGGUUCACGAUGCCGAGGCCGAUAAGGCCAGUGCUGCUAUGGACGUCAAUGUUGGCAAUUUUAGUGAUGAGGUAGAUAUGCCGGGUAUGGCACACGCUGUUGAGCAUCUCUUGUUCAUGGGGACUAAGAAGUAUCCUGAAGAAAAUGCCUACAAUCAAUACCUGUCGGCGCACUCUGGCACUUCAAAUGCGUACACUGCUUCAACAUCUACCAACUAUUAUUUCGAGAUAGCUGGAAGGCCUAGUGAUGAUAGCGAGCCUUCGGCGACUAACCCGUCCCCGUUGAAAGGAGCUCUUGAUCGCUUUGCUCAAUUCUUCGUCGAGCCUUUGUUCUUGGAAUCGACUCUGGACCGCGAACUCAGGGCCGUGGAUUCUGAGAACAAGAAGAACUUGCAGAGCGACACAUGGCGACUUCACCAGCUCGAGAAGUCCUUGUCGAACCCUGCGCACCCCUACUGCCACUUCUCAACGGGCAACCUGGACGUCCUCAAAAUCGAGCCCGAGGCGCGAGGAGUCAACGUGAGGCAGAAGUUCAUCGACUUUUAUGAGAAUCACUAUUCUGCCAAUCGUAUGAAGCUCGUUGUCCUUGGUCGGGAACCACUGGAUGUCCUUGAGUCUUGGGUAGUAGAGUAUUUCUCGCCGAUUCAAGAUAAAGAUCUUAAGCCGAACCGGUGGCCCGACGCCACACCUUUGGGCCCUGAGCAACUGGGGAUGCAAGUCUUCGCAAAGCCAGUCAUGGAUUCGAGGGAACUCGGCCUUUCUUUUCCAUUCCUUGACGAGGAUGAGCUUUUUGAAUCGCUUCCAAGCAGGUACAUUAGCCACCUCAUAGGACAUGAGGGCCCAGGAAGCAUCAUGUCCUAUAUCAAAUCCAAGGGCUGGGCCAAUGGCCUCAGCGCUGGUGCUUACCCAGUUUGUCCUGGAUCGCCUGGAAUUUUCGACUGCCAAGUACGGUUGACAGAAGAGGGGCUGAAGAAUUACAAAGAAAUUGUGCAAGUCUUUUUUCAAUACGUUGCUCUCCUGAGAGAGACACCGCCGCAAGAAUGGAUAUUUGAGGAGCAGAGAGGCAUGGCUGAUGUGGACUUCAAGUUCAAGCAAAAGACGCCUGCAAGUCGAUUCACGAGCAAGGUCAGCUCCGUCAUGCAACGUCCUCUACCCCGAGAAUGGCUCUUGAGCGGUCUCAGCCGUUUGAGGAAGUUUGAGCCAGAGUUCAUCAAACAAGGAAUUGACUGCCUGCGGCCCGAAAACCUCAGGAUGACGAUCAUUUCUCGUGAUGUUCCUGGACAGUGGGAGAAGAAAGAGAAGUGGUAUGGAACGGAGUACACAAGCGAGAAAAUCCCUGAUGACCUCCUGGAGGAAAUCAAGAAAGCGGCGUCGAGCAACCCUGCGGACCGCGUAUCGAAUCUGCAUCUGCCACACAAGAAUCAGUUUAUCCCCACCAAACUCGAAGUCGAAAAGAAGGAGAUCAAGGAGCCCGCUGUAGCACCAACCAUGAUCAGGAACGACGGUCUGGCGCGUACGUGGUAUAAAAAAGAUGAUAGAUUCUGGGUACCCAAGGCGAACCUGCUCGUCAGCUGCAGGAGUCCCCUCAUCUUUGCAUCGGCGGAGAACUCCGUCAAGGCUCGAUUUUUCACGGAUCUCGUUAGGGACGCGCUUGAGGAGUAUUCCUACGAUGCUGAUCUUGCAGGCCUGCAAUACUCUGUGUCUCUGGAUGCUCGGGGAUUGGUUAUUGAGGUCAGCGGCUAUAACGACAAGCUCUCGGUGCUCUUGGAGCAGGUGCUCAAGACUAUGCGAGAUUUGGACAUCAAGGAAGAUCGGUUUUCCAUCAUCAAAGAGCGUCUGAGCAGAGCAUAUCGAAAUUGGGCCUUUCAGCAGCCGUUCCACCAGGUCGGAGAAUACACUACCUGGCUUAACACCGAGCACGACUUCCUGGUUGAGCACUACAAUGCUGAGCUGGACACAAUCACUUGCGAGGCAACCAGGGCUUUUCAGAAAGAAUUGCUGUCGCAGAUGCACAUGGAGGUUGUGGUCCAUGGAAACCUGUACAAGGAGGAUGCGCUCAGGCUCACGGACAUGUUGGAGAAGACGCUCAAGACGCGUGUGUUGCCAAGUUCGCAGUGGCCUAUCUGGCGAUCCUUCUUGUUCCCACCCGGCUCGAACUACGUCUACAAGAAGACCCUUGGGGAUCCUGCCAAUGUGAACCAUUGCAUUGAGUAUUGGCUGUACGUCGGGCAGAAGGACGAGCGCAUGGCCAGGGCCAAAGUUCUGCUGCUGGACCAGAUACUGCACGAACCAGCCUUUGAUCAGCUUCGAACUAAGGAGCAGCUGGGCUACGUUGUGUUCAGCGGUAUCAAAACCAGCGCAACAACUCUGGGCUUCCGGUUCCUCAUCCAGAGUGAGAAGACUGCGCAGUACUUGGAGACGAGGAUUGAGAAUUUCUUGAGCAACUAUGCUGAGACAUUGGAGAAAAUGAGCGAUGCCGACCUUGAGGGCCACAAGCGCAGCCUGAGCAUCAAGCUGCUCGAGAAGUUGAAGAACCUUGACCAGGAAACCAACCGGAUCUGGGGCCAGAUCUCCACUGAGUACUACGACUUUGAGCUUUCAACCAAGACUGCAGAGCGCGUCAAGGAGCUGACCAAGCAGGACAUGGUCGACUUUUUCAAGAAGCAGAUUAGCCCUGCGUCACCCGAGAGGGCCAAGAUCUCGGUUUGGAUGAUUGCGCAGGCCACGAGCGACGUGUCCACCAAACAGAUCUCGGAAUUGGUCAAGGCAUUGGAGCUCAAUUCCUCCGAGAGGGAAGCCGAGGCCGCGACAGAUCUCCAGGCCCGGCUAAGCGCCGCGGAGCACGACGAGACCAAGGAGAUCGAGGGCCUAAAGGAGUACCUGCUGCACGAUCUGAAGGUAGCGGAGGACAAGAUCGACGCGGCCGUUGAGGCAUGGGGCAAGCUGCACUCAAAGACAAACGGGGUUGUGGGACACCAGGACGAGGACCCGCCCUCGCUAAACGGAACCAAGAUCUGCUUCAUCGAGGAUCCGAGGGACUUCAAGGCCGGGCUACCGGUGAGCGCGGGGGCGCGCUCUGUCAAGGAUCUGACGGAGUACGAAGAGCUGGACCCGAAGCUAUGA
Messenger RNA from Diaporthe amygdali, 3867 nucleotides. Its product is annotated as factor processing enzyme. Gene Ontology annotation, cellular component: cytosol; mitochondrion. Gene Ontology annotation, biological process: peptide catabolic process. Bases 1 to 3867 code for a protein of 1288 amino acids. Lineage: Eukaryota; Fungi; Ascomycota; Sordariomycetes; Diaporthales; Diaporthaceae. The transcript has 4 exons. Gene Ontology annotation, molecular function: metalloendopeptidase activity; metal ion binding. The record is from RefSeq and is a predicted model, not a curated record.